AUGUCUUCCAUCAUCGAAGUUGCUCAACUGCCCGACCUGAGAUGGAUGAAGGCCAAGAAGGGCGAGGAAGUACCGUGGGACCCGACUUCGGACCGACCAUUCCACCCAUCGAUGAACUUCUCGGAGGGCGUCGUGAGCCACACCACAGACUGGCCGCGAGCACAACUCAACGGUAGAGGCAGAAUCAGGUGGACCGGAGUGCUUCCCAUGCCCAGGCACGUCGCCCGCGGCACAGUCUUGGAGAAAUACGCCGUCUGGAGAUACUUCUGCGAGAACCCGAACGAGGUCCCGCCGCCGCGCGAGGGCGGAGGUCGCGCCAGUAAACCGGGCGCACCCGGCAAGCGGAAAGGUCCGCUGACGUUGGUCAAGAGGGCGUUGGCGGCGCUGAACCGAGAACUGGGCACUUGCUGCGUGUGUAGCCAUUCAAGAAUGACUUGCUACCACCACGACCUCAAGGACUUGGAGCGAGAGUACCGCGUCAUGAAUAGCAACGGCCAAAUGCCCGAGAUAGCAAAGAGACACGCGGAGAACUUCCGGGACGUGUCGGAGAACAACGCCCGCUCCGCUGCCAAGCACAGCUCUACCGCUCCUCCUGACUCUCCAGUUUUUAUUCCCGGUUCCGCUCAUGUCCCGGACCCGGCCUCUUAUCAACCAUAUGUACCGGUUUCUCCUCCGGUCUUGCCUUGGGAACUCGCUCAGACCCUGGCUCCCGGUCCCGGUCCUGAUCCGGCCACCGCCUCUUAUCAGCCAUAUUUACCGGUUUCUCCUCCGGUCUUGCCUUGGGAACUUGCUCAGGUCCUAGCUCCCAGUCCCGCUCCUGACCCGGCCCCCGUCCCUUACCAGCCAUUUGUACCGGUCUCUAGUUCGGUCCUUCGUUCGGACUUCGCUCUGGACUCUGUUCCUCGCGCCUCUUAUAAUUACUCCGGUUCCACCUCCCACCAGGCGUACACGCAGCCCGACCGCUCGACCCUCGCCAAUCCGGGUCUGAUUUCGGCUUCUUUUCCUUCCACCGCUACCCGUAUGGCGGCCUUUCAAUGGAUGGCCCCUCGGACCUCCCCCUCAGCCUUUGGUCCAGCCACUCUUCCGAGCCAUCAGCACACGUACCCUGAGACCCUUGUCGAGGCACAGCCUUUGAAUCUUCGGGCUCAAUGCUACUAUUCGAAUACCGUCAGGAACCCCAUUCGUCCCUACUCGGGCUCCGGCCUCGAUGCCGGCUCUCCGUAUCUUUUCACUCCGGUCUCUGCGGGCAAUUACUCUACGAACACCUAUACCGAGUCGCACCCGGAUUCUAAUUUGGUCCACUCCCUGGGUUCAAAUUCCAGCCUUGUUCCGAAUAACGCUUCGGGCACCUUUGAUCCCACCGCUCAGGCCUUCAACGGCAGGCCUCAUCUCGUAUCUGCUGGGGCUUUCAACGGCGGCUCUCGUCUUGCCCCUGCUGAUGCCUUCGACGUCGGCUCUAAUCUCGUCUCCACUGAGCCCCCUACUUCGGGUCUCGUGCCCGACUACCCCCAGAUCAUGCCUGAUCCGGACCUCCAACCAGCCGCCUCCAACACGUACGACCCGGCAAGCAGCUUUGAGCAACCGACGAGCGGCAGUUAUAUAAUGACGAACAAUGUUGCUGAUGUGACCAACACUGCAACGUUGUGUGUCGAUUAUCGCCAAAUCAUCCCCGGUCUGGAUAUCGAUCCCGUUGUUGCCAAUAUGACCGACCCAACAAGGAGGUUGGGAGCGGUAACCAGCAACGUUUACACGACGACCGGUAUUGCUGAUCCAACAAACCUUGAGGCGUCGUCGGUUGAGGACGACCAAAUCAUGCUCCAUCCGGAUUCAAACCCGGCCGUUUCCGCCAUGAACGACCUAGCAAACGGUCUGGGGGAAUCGACGAGCGGCGAUUAUAGAACGAUGGACUAUAUUGCUGAUCCAACCAACAUUGAAACGGCAUCGGUCGAUGACGACCAGAUCAUGGCCGAUGUGGACUCAGACUCUGACGUUUCCGAUACAAGCAACCUAGACAACAGUCCGGAGGAACCAACGAGCGGCAAUUAUCCAACGACGACCGAUAUUGCUGAUCCAACCAGCACUGAAACGUCGUCAAUCGAGGACGACCAGAUCAUGGCCGAUGUGGACUUUGAACCCGCCGUCUCCGACAUGAGCGACCCAGAAAGCAGCUUGGAGGAGUCGACGAGCGACGUUUAUACGACGACGCCGACGGCCAGUCUGGAUGAUUCAACCAACACUGACAUGUCGUCGGUCGAGGAAAACCAGACUGACAUGGACAUAGAUGUCUGGGACUGCAAGUGGCUAGACGAUCCCGCUUUCAACUUUGAUGAUUACUACGAACCUCUUGAGGAGGAGGUGGUGGAGGAGUAG
Molecule: messenger RNA, 2370 nt
Organism: Pyricularia grisea
Lineage: Eukaryota; Fungi; Ascomycota; Sordariomycetes; Magnaporthales; Pyriculariaceae
Exons: 2
Coding region: 1-2370 (789 amino acids)
Source: RefSeq, a predicted model, not a curated record